GCCGGCCGGCCCUGACUGCCCCUCGGCGGCUCGCCCGCCCCUCCGCCGCCCUCGCCCGCCGCCGCGAUGGCCCAGCAGCAGGUGAGCAGCUCGCAGAAGGCGCUGAUGCUGGAGCUGAAGGGGCUGCAGGAGGAGCCCGUCGAGGGCUUCCGCAUCACCCUGGUGGACGAGUCCGACCUCUACAACUGGGAGGUGGCCAUCUUCGGGCCGCCCAACACCCUCUACGAGGGAGGCUACUUCAAGGCGCAUAUUAAAUUUCCUAUGGACUACCCAUAUUCACCACCUACCUUCAGAUUCCUGACCAAAAUGUGGCAUCCCAACAUUUAUGAGAAUGGAGAUGUAUGUAUUUCAAUCCUUCACCCACCUGUAGAUGACCCUCAAAGUGGAGAGCUGCCAUCUGAAAGGUGGAACCCAACCCAGAAUGUCAGGACUAUCCUACUGAGUGUCAUCUCUUUGCUUAAUGAGCCCAACACCUUCUCUCCGGCGAAUGUCGAUGCUUCGGUCAUGUUCAGGAAAUGGAGGGACAGCAAAGGCAAAGACAAAGAAUAUGCUGAGAUCAUUCGGAAACAAGUCCAGGCCACCAAGGCGGAAGCGGAAAAGGACGGGGUGAAGGUUCCUACCACGCUGGCGGAAUAUUGCAUCAAAACUAAAGUGCCUUCCAGUGACAACAGCUCAGAUUUGCUUUAUGACGACUUGUACGACGAUGACAUUGACGACGAGGAUGAGGAAGAGGAGGAGGACGCCGAUUGUUACGACGACGAUGAUUCUGGCAACGAGGAGUCGUGACCUGCUCCCUCCGGCCCCCGCCCCGCUCCGCCUGCUGUGCCAGAGGGGGCGAGGAGCAGCGGUAACCUAGUGACAGUUCAGCAAAAAAAAAUACAUAUAUACAUGGGGGGGGGAUACCAACCAAGCCCGCGCCUCCUGCUUUCUCCUGUUGUAUGGAUCUCGGUCUUUCCCGCCACCCCUUCCUGUUCUGUUUGGAAGGAAGGCCCUCUGCAGAACGUCACCAUUCUUGCAUUCUUCCCCGCCCCGCCCCCGUCACUUGUGUUCUGGGUUUUUGUUUUUUUUGUUUUUCUCUCUCGAGGAAAGGAAGAAAGCGAUGCUCUUUCCGCACACACCCCCUUCUCACUCUCCCCGCCGCCUUUUCCAGGAGCAUUCACAACCUGACUCGAAACAGGUUUGCUCUGUCUUUAGGAUCUUGAAUUAAACAGUCUUUGAUCAAGAUGUUUAAUGUAUUUAACGCCGGAGACUGUGGGGGGCUGCUCCCCAUGAGCUGCAUUUAAACAGGGACAAGUACAAAUGCAACUCUGCUGCAGAGCACUUCCCGAGGUUUCGCUGCUGCUCCGUUGAUGAUGACCGCGUGCGCACUUGUUUAGCCUUGUGGUGGUGGUUUUUCUCUCCUCUCCCCCCCCCCCCUUCUAAGGUGUUGGGCAGAGAGCCUAAGCUCCAUUGUACUGAGCUUGACAAGAUUUGGUGCUGAAAGGUCCAGUAUUCCAUUUCAGUUCUGCUAAGUGCGUGUGGGGACGGGGACAGACGGGUGGUUGGGGGGAAGGAUCUGCUCCCCCUCCCCAGCCAGAGAUUUGGGGUGGGGAGAGGGUGGUGGUUGUCUUGUGAUAUGAACCUUCCAAUAAACACUUCAAAACUCUCUAUUCUUGUCCCACUGAGCCCUUUUAGUUGCUGGUCUUCCAUAGGGGAUAAACGCUGGUAGCUGUUCCUGUGGCCCCCUUCCUAAUGCAGAGCCCCAGCAGCCUCUUAGUUCUGGGCAAAUAGUUGAAACGCUGUGGCCUGCCACUUUCCUGCAGGGGCCCCAGCACUGGCAAGCGGGCUCUGAGCCCCAGCUGGGGCAGGAUGCUGAAGGAGCUAUGGGUGAAGGUGGCAUUCACAAUGCCAUGAAGGCAGAUGGGUGCCUCUCAUGCUGUCUAGGGGAGAGCCUUCUUGCCAGGUGAUGGGGGGCUGGGCCUUGGCAGGGACAGUCCUUGGGUCUGGGGGGGGGAUUCCCUGAGGGGUUCCAGGCUCCCAGAUCAGACUCUCAAAGGCAGAUUCUAAUUGCUCAACCUUGGUUGUCUUAAAAGAUACCAGAGGCCGUAGACACACCUUGUCUUAAAUGUCUGGAUGAGCCAGUAUGAGUUAGACACAUGCAAACAUUCCCUUUGCUGCAUGAUGGCAUUCGGAGCGGAGAGAUGAUGUUGCUGUGGAGUAUUGUGUCAGCCUCGCCUGCUGCCUUCGAUGCUUGUCCUGAAAUGCACCCACCAUCCUGGGAGAUGGCUCUUGUGCACAGUUCAGACAACAACAGUGUUCCAGUGGAGAAAGUUAGCUGCUCACAGCCUUGGGGAUUAAUGAGGGCUUCAUGACCACUUCCUGCAACAGUGGUGGGUUCAGUAGACAAGGAUUGGCUGUAUGGUAGCUCCUGUGGCGCUCCUGUGACAUAUUUCUGCUAGGCCUUGAAUUUACCGAGGAAAGGGAAGCUCUGUGAUGAGAGACGGCCGCAAGAAGAGAGGUGGAAACCAACUGGUCCCCCCACCAUGGCCGUUUCCUCUGCCCCCAUUCCAGCUCAGCUUGCCUCUUGAAUGUUGGGAUCCCUGCUGUGAAUGUUCUGGUUCUACAGGAAAGGGAGCAAGCCAGUUCCAUCUGAGGUGGUCUGAUGAGUUACCCCAGGUAUUCACCAUGACCCCACUGCUGGGACUUUAGGGGGAUGAUCCUGCUUUAUAGCUCCCCAUUCUGGGAGGCCUUGUGGACUGAAUAGUGCCCCACAUGCACCUCUCUUGGUGGCCCAGCACCCAGUAGAUAACUUGUUGGUUCCGCUGCACGGGCAGCUCAUCUUUCAGUCUCCUGCUGCCUGGGGCGAGGAUCUGUGCUUUUUCUGACUCCAUUGCAGCUGUGAUUGGAGGGUGGCUGACUACGUUAGCUGUUGGUGCUGCUGUGGAGGGCAUAUAUGGGGACUUGAGCGAAGCCAGAGAGAUGGGAAGAGGACAUGAUGUUGGGCACAGUUGGCGUGUAAGCAGAGUAACUGAAAUGCAUAGCCUUUCCAACUAGCCAUAAGACAAUCCGGAGUGUGUUUGUGUGUAUGCUUUGGAGGACGUGUGUGUGUGUGUGUGUGUGUGUGUGUGUGUGUAGAUGGGCACUGCAAGUACAGCCACCAAUUCUCCAAACAGGGCAGCCAAUGAAAGUUACCAUUUUUUCCCCAAAUUCAGGCUUGUGGGUGGCUCCUUGUCCCGAGUUGGGCGAUGAGAGGAAGGAGUGGAUUGUCGCUCUUGGCUCAACCUGAAAUGAGGAUACUGCGUCUUUCAGCUAUUUCUCUCUUGUACUUUGACCGUUUUCACUGUAUGCUCUCCAGUGACUUGUAUUCUCAAGCUUGGUGGUGUGAGAUGCAUUAUUAUACCUCUGUCCUCCCCUCGCCGUAACACUUUUUUUUGUGGGGUGGGGAGCACCUGUUUCUGGGAGUUUGUGCUCUCUUCUUUGCUUGGCCAGGCAGACUCUCCCCAACCCAUCAUGAUGUCACUGCCUGCUGACUUGCUGGCUUCCUUGUUCUUGAGAUCCAACCAACCCACCGAAAUGCAACUAUCAAGCUACUUAAAGAGAUUGAGGACAAAUGUUUACUGGAGCCAGCGGUCGGUCGCCUGGUUCUCUCCUACCCCACCCGUGUCUGCGUUUACAUUUCCAACUCAGAAACCAAUUCAGAUGCAGUUCUUAAAUCCUUCUGAAACCAGCAGGGAGCACUAGAAUUCUAUCUUGAUAUGUUCUUUUUUUCAGUGCUAAAAUCCUGGAUGUUUUUCUUCCUCCCUCUCCCUCUCGCCCACUUUGGUUGAUGCAACUUACCAGACCAGAUUUAACUAAUGCAUAUUUUUCUUUUUGUGUUUUGUCUCCCUUUCCUUUGGUAAUUUAGUUUUGUUUUUUUUCUGCACAUCUGUCUACUAAUAAAAUGUGAAAUAAAGUACACCUCUAUUGUUA
Podarcis raffonei (Aeolian wall lizard) is the source of this 3948-nucleotide messenger RNA. RefSeq names its product ubiquitin conjugating enzyme E2 R2 (gene UBE2R2). The record is from RefSeq and is a predicted model, not a curated record. Gene Ontology annotation, molecular function: ubiquitin conjugating enzyme activity. Gene Ontology annotation, biological process: protein polyubiquitination; ubiquitin-dependent protein catabolic process. The coding region runs from base 67 to 786 and encodes 239 amino acids. Lineage: Eukaryota; Metazoa; Chordata; Lepidosauria; Squamata; Lacertidae. The transcript is spliced from 5 exons.